Messenger RNA from Talaromyces proteolyticus, 399 nucleotides. RefSeq lists its product as uncharacterized. Gene Ontology annotation, cellular component: proteasome complex; proteasome regulatory particle, lid subcomplex. Gene Ontology annotation, biological process: double-strand break repair via homologous recombination; mRNA export from nucleus; proteasome assembly. The record is from RefSeq and is a predicted model, not a curated record. NCBI's taxonomy places the organism in Eukaryota, Fungi, Ascomycota, Eurotiomycetes, Eurotiales, Trichocomaceae. Bases 1 to 399 code for a protein of 132 amino acids. The transcript is spliced from 2 exons.
AUGUCGAAUUCAAACACAACCGAGAGCGAUAUCUCUCAACAGCCUGCUCAGCAAAAGCAGAAGCCUCCUGUUUUGGAAGAAGACGAUGAAUUUGAAGAUUUCCCGGUCGAAGGUAAGAAAGAUCCGACCUCUCAUGAACUGUGCCUGGUUGCCACUCAGCCUCAACCCGAGGAAUGUGGCAGGUGCAAGCCUUUUGGAUUUAAUCGACAUCUCACUUCUAACACAUUUUAUUGUCUUUCAGACUGGCCACAGGAAGAGACCGAACAAGGCCAAGGCUCAACGACGACCAACGGCGCUAAAACACAUCUGUGGGAGGAGAGCUGGGAUGACGACGACGAGAACGAAGAUUUCUCCAAGCAAUUGAAGGAAGAAAUAAAGAAGGUUGAAGGCGCCAAGUAG